GCUCUAUUGUCACGGUGAAGGUUUACUUGUAGGUGGAGGUUUGCUGCCCCCCACCGGAUUUGUUUCGUUAAUUUGCUCCUUUUCUAGAUAGAGGAACCUCGCAAAGGAGGAAAGAGACCAGGGGGAGCGUUGAACUGACUAAUCAUCGAAUGGACUGACUGGCCACGUACAUAGCGGCUGUCUCAAAGCACCGAGCGACACUAUCUUUCCGGAAGCAGGAAUUUGUAAACUGAUGAUCUAAUUCUACCAUGUAAUUACUAAUUUAUAGAUACAUAUACAUUUUUACUAUAUCAAUGUCCGAUAUCGAGUGGACAUUGCAUAGUAGUAGCCGAUGAGACAUAGGAUCAAAGAAACAUCGCUUUUGUUUACGGGGAGAGUGACAAGGACGGGAGUGAGAGAAAGAAAGGGGAGGGGAAUUGACAUUAAAGCAACACAACAAGGAAACCACACUGCAGAUACAGACGCCUUCAUUUUAUGUUUUUGAAUAAUAGCUCGCCAGCCAGUUUGGCGAAUUGUGUUUAUUGAACAUAUUCUGUGCAUUGCUCUAAAGUGCCCCGAAAAGAAAACCUCUUGGCGGAGUUGGAAAUAAAGCCGCUCUCCGACGCUUUCAGAGAAAUGGGCUCUGAGCCACCCUUGUCUCCACAGGUGGUGGAGGAGGGAGGAGAGGAAGAGGAGGAGGAGCUGAGUGGAGGAGAGGAGUCUGAUCUAAGGACCCCUUCAGGGCGUGGCUCCCUGCUGACUAGGCGAGGCAUCACCCUGAGAGUGCUGCUGAAGGACGGCCUGGUUGAGCCUGGGGACGGAGUGCUGUCCAUACACUACCUGGGUAAGAAGUUUGUAGGCGACCUGUUGAAUGAUGGGAAGAUCCGCUGGGUGGAGACAGGGCAGAUCUUCAACUCUCCCAGUGCCUGGGCCACACACUGCAAGCGCCUGGUCAACCCUGCCAAGAAGUCAGGCUGUGGAUGGGCCUCGGUGCGCUACCGGGGCCAGAAACUAGUGCAGUACAAGACCAGCUGGCUGCACAAGUACCAGCCCAGCGCAGACAUGAGCCUGGUAAGCGAGGGAGAAGAUGAUGAGAUGGGUGAUGAGGAGGAGGAAGAGGGGAAGACGGCAGUGCUGACAGAUGACAAGAACAGGAAGAACAAACCUGAGCUGCAUGAUAUCAGCCUUGUGCCCAGGAGAGGAGACAGAGAGCGAAUCCCUGUCAGAUACUGCACUCUGGGUACCAGGGAUGCUGCAAGGGAUCCACACACGUUGGUGGAGUUAUCUGCUUUCUCAGCCAUCAACAGGUUCCAGCCUUUCAAUGUUGCUGUAUCCAGCAACGUGCUGCUUCUUAUGGAUUUCCACUGUCACCUGACCACCAGUGAGGUGGUGGGCUACCUCGGAGGACGAUGGGACACUAACACACAACUUCUGACAGUUUUAAGAGCAUUUCCCUGUCGUACACGAUUGGCAGAUAGAGAUUCGGCCUCUGCUGUUGAAGAAGAGAUAUGCCAGAAUCUGUUCAUGCGAGGGCUGUCAUUGGUGGGCUGGUACCACAGUCACCCUCGGGGCCCCGCCCUGCCGUCCCUGCAGGACAUUGACUCCCAGAUGGACCACCAGCUGAGGCUCCAGGGGAGCAGCAACGGCUUCCAGCCCUGCCUGGGCAUCAUCUGUGGCCCCUAUUACCAUGGGAACCAGGGUGUGGCAUCCACUAUAACGCCGUUCUGGGUAGUGCCACCCCCUGAGCAAAGGCCCAAUGACUAUGGCAUCCCUGUGGCGGUGGAGGUGACCUAUGUACAAGAUAACUUCCUAACCAGUGAUGUCCUGAAUGAGAUGAUGCUGCUGGUGGACUUCUACAGGGCAGCCCCUGACCUGGUGCAGUUCCAUCAGUUCUGGUGUCCUGAUACCACCAUGAUGGACAAAAUCAAGGGCUCUCUGAGUGGCCAUGCACCCAAAGACCAGGCCUAUUCUCAGAUCCUGGAGCAUGUCUACAACCAACUCAUCAAUACACACUAAGCUGGAGGAGAAACGAGGUUGGGUGUAUGCAAUGGCUUCAAAUGAAAAUCUAUAUAGUUCACUACAUUUGUAGGUCUCUAUAUAGGGAAUAGGCUCUACACAGAGAAUAGGUUGUCAUUUCUGACCUUUGUCUGUGGCGCUUCAACUGCUGCCCUGACCUCAGACAUACUGUAAGUGAAUCUGCACUGUCCUGAUGGAGAUGGUGACUCCUGAGUCCAGAGGGCGAGUGUACUGCUCUCCAUGGCCUUUUCUUACUGUGAGGUCUUUAUCACUGACAUUGUUUGUACAGUAUGACAUGAUGUGCGUGCUGUGAAUGUGUCCCCUAGCGUCUGCUGCCAGUGCUUGACGUCAGACUGUUACAGAAGUUGACAUGGAAAUAAGGAUCUUCGUCUUCUCUAUUACCUGUGGUGUAUUUAUCUAAACUGUGGUCUGUGACAUGUGGAAGUACUAAUAUGAGAAGAAUGCUUUGAACCUGCUGAAUAUCUAAUACAUUAAAAACACACACUGGAGCUA
Molecule: messenger RNA, 2508 nt
Organism: Coregonus clupeaformis (lake whitefish)
Lineage: Eukaryota; Metazoa; Chordata; Actinopteri; Salmoniformes; Salmonidae
Product: MPN domain-containing protein
Exons: 14
Coding region: 616-1995 (459 amino acids)
Biological process (GO): double-strand break repair
Cellular component (GO): BRISC complex; BRCA1-A complex
Molecular function (GO): polyubiquitin modification-dependent protein binding; metallopeptidase activity
Source: RefSeq, a predicted model, not a curated record